Messenger RNA from Morchella sextelata, 1638 nucleotides. RefSeq lists its product as uncharacterized. Gene Ontology annotation, biological process: carboxylic acid metabolic process. NCBI's taxonomy places the organism in Eukaryota, Fungi, Ascomycota, Pezizomycetes, Pezizales, Morchellaceae. Gene Ontology annotation, molecular function: isocitrate lyase activity. Bases 1 to 1638 code for a protein of 545 amino acids. The transcript has 5 exons. The record is from RefSeq and is a predicted model, not a curated record.
AUGUCUACCCAAGCCGCUUUAGAAGCAGAGCAGAAGGCCUUCGAGGCCGAAGUUGCAGCUGUGAAGGAAUGGUGGUCCUCGCCCCGAUGGCGCUUCACCAAGAGACCUUUCACCGCGGAACAAAUCGUUUCGAAGAGAGGAAAUCUUCCCAUAAGCUACCCAAGCAACGACCAGAGCAAGAAGGUUUGGGAGAUUCUUGAGAGGAGGUUUGCUGGAAAGGAAGCAAGCUUCACUUAUGGAUGUCUUGAUCCCGUCAUGGUCACCCAGAUGGCCAAAUACCUGGAAACCGUGUAUGUGAGCGGUUGGCAAUGUUCCUCCACAGCAAGCUCCACACACGAGCCCAGCCCGGAUUUGGCAGAUUAUCCUAUGGACACCGUCCCCAACAAGGUGGAACAUCUCUUUAAGGCACAAUGCUUCCAUGACAGGAAACAGCGUGAAGCCCGCUUGUCAACACCGUUAGCAGAGCGUGCUAAACAGGCAAACAUUGAUUACCUUCGGCCCAUAAUUGCCGAUGCCGAUACUGGCCAUGGAGGACUUACAGCAAUCAUGAAGCUUACGAGACUUUUCGUCGAGAAGGGUGCCGCUGGAAUUCACAUUGAAGAUCAAGCCCCAGGAACAAAGAAGUGUGGUCACAUGGCUGGAAAGGUUUUGGUGCCAGUCAGUGAGCACAUCAACCGUCUUGUUGCUAUCAGAGCACAAGCUGAUAUCAUGGGCGUGGACCUUCUUUCUGUUGCCCGUACCGACUCCGAAGCUGCAACACUGUUGACCUCCACAAUUGACCACCGAGACCACCCCUUCAUUCUUGGCUCAACAAACAGCUCCCUCCGACCCCUUCACGAUCUCAUGGUAGAGGCUGAGAGUUCCGGGAAGUUUGGUGACGCUCUGCAGGCCGUGGAAGACGAAUGGACCGCUGCUGCCGGUGUUAAAACAUUUGACGAGGCGGUUAUUGAUGUUAUCAAUGCUGGAACUUCUGCCGAUAAGCCGAAGGUUAUCGAACAGUAUCUUUCUGCGGUAAAAGGAAAGAGCAACACUGAGGCAAGAAAAGUUGCAAAAGAUAUUACCGGUACUGAUGUAUACUGGAAUUGGGAUGCCCCAAGAACUAGGGAGGGUUUCUAUAGAUACAGGGGAGGGACAAAAUGCGCUGUCAUGAGAGCUGUUGCAUAUGCUCCGUACACCGAUUGCUUGUGGAUGGAGAGCAAGAAGCCUGACUAUGCUCAGGCGGUUGAGUUUGCCGAGGGCGUUCACGCUGUUUGGCCAGAGCAGAAACUGGCAUACAACUUGUCACCAAGUUUCAACUGGAAGGCCGCUAUGUCUACCGAGGAGCAGGAAACCUACAUUGAGAGACUUGGGAAGCUUGGAUACUGCUGGCAAUUUAUUACACUUGCAGGACUCCACACCACUGCCUUGGCUUCAGACACCUUUGCAAAGAACUACGCAAAGCAAGGAAUGAAGGCCUACGGAAACUUAGUCCAAGAACCCGAGAUGGAGAACGGCGUCGACGUUGUGCUUCACCAGAAAUGGAGUGGUGCGAACUACAUUGAUAACAUGUUGAAGAUGGUUACUGGAGGCGUAUCAUCGACAGCAGCCAUGGGAAAGGAAGUGACCGAGACGCAAUUUACUGGGUUCACCAAAAACUAA